UGAAAGGCCUUUCAAAUAAGCACAAAAUAUUUUUCAUGUCAUAUGCACUUUAACAGACUAUCAUUGAAAACUUGAACUCGCUCUGUAGGGUACGUUAGUUACAUAAACACUGGUGUGUUUUAAAGAAAAUUCAAGACUGCUUUUUGAACACAUAUAUUUUAACAUGUUUUGUGUGAUAUCUCAACAAUGUACCUGGAUGUGUUAACUAUUCCCUUACCACCAGUGAAAACCAUCUAUUCAAACCCUCCAAGAUUAUCUGGGAGUCUUCCAAAUACAGACCAAAUCAUACAGUCUCCUGAACAUUUGCCAAAUUUCCUGAUACAAAGGAAAGGGCUUAAAGUAUACAUGUAUUAACAAAUUUUUUUAGGUCAAGAACAAGGUAAAAUUGGCAAUCUCCCAGAUUUUAAGUUUUCAUGUUGCCAUCUCUGUAUACUUUCAUAAUGGUAUUGGCUGUCUUAUAUAAUUUAUUCCUCGUUAUUUCUCAGAACAUACCAUCAGCACCUAGACUAGAGCCUCUGCCAAACCUUGCCAGGUAUCAAGAAAAGCAAAGAAGUCUUCCUUACACAUCUACAGCGGGAAAGCCGAAAUCCCCAACACCACCUCUUUCGUCUGAACCAGAUAGGAAAAAGACCUGUCGAAGAGAUGUUGUGGAGCCCCUUGAAAGGACAUCGUCUCCAUUGCCAAACCUACCAGAUGACUUGAAAACCAAACAAGAAAAAAUUGAUUCUGUUGCACAAGUUAAUGCUAAAAGUGUACAGAGGCACACAUCACCAAAGCAGACUUCACUCAGUAAUGGCACUGGUACACUGGUGGGGGAGACAGAUGUUAUACCUGAGGGUUUAAGAGACCCACUUCAGAUCAUCAGCUUGAUUAAGGAGAAUUCUAAACUGGGGUUUCUUUACAUGACACCAGCUGUGGAUCGGUCAUCCAUUGAAUACAAUCCGUACAACCUCAAGAUUGUUAGGCAUUCAGAAAUCAACCAUUCUGAUUACUACACAAUAAGUUCUGAAGGAGUUACUCACAUACGUGACAAUGAAGCAGAGUUUACUGCCCUUGAAAGGUGGGAGAAGGAGUACACAGACUACAAAAGACUUGUCAAAAUUCCAACAUUUGCUAACUUCAGGAUGUGGAAGGCCUUUGUUGUGUGGAGAAAGAAUGUAAAGACAAAAAAGGUGACUCAAUGCAAAAACCAGCUGCAGGAAAAUCUUUUCAUUGUUAAUGCAUCACUGCGCCCAGCCCUUUUAAAUGUUCGUGAAAUGUGUUACCGCAUUAGUGACAUGGGACUGUGCAGGGUGGAGAAGGGACACACUUACACUUUGGAUGAGUUCCGCAAUGCUCAAUUUGAACAGCUGGAGGAAGUUGCUGGAAGACUGGCAGAGUUCCGUGACCUUGUAAAAGAAGUUGUAAGAAGUGCAUGUCGGACAGCGUUACUAGAGGCAGGGUUUACCCCUGAUGAUUACUUUAUGGAUAUGGACAGUCCCAUGGGCAUGUAUGCAGAUGAAUAUGGGGGUCCUGCACAGUCAAUGUCUUCUUAUUUAAUGCCAAGUGGAUAUGAGAUGGAUAUGUAUGGUGAUGCACCAGACAAGAUGACAUAUACUGAACAGGCCAAUAAGAGAAGUCAUUGCAAAAGACUCACAAGCUUUAUCCGGCUUGCUGACUACCUGAUAGUAAAUACCAUGCACGUCCUUGCAGCAAACUCGGUAGCCACUCUGCUCAACUAUCUAGAGGAACAAUUGCAGCACACACCCAGCCCCUCGCAAAUCCAGGGAACAACUGAAGAGACAGGGUCAGAAGGAGAGAAAGCUGAGGGAGAGGGUGUGGAGCAAAAGGAUGAACAAGGUGAACUUCAUCCACUGUACACAACAGAGCUGCUUCUAGAGCCUCAAGCACUGCUAUUUUCCCCUGGAUUAGAUGACUUUCAAGAUGGACUGGGAGAAGUUAUCAAGAAAUUUCAAGAUGCUGUCCUUAGUGUACAAAACUUGGUGCCUGAUACUUACUUUGACGCAUUUACUCAGCCAUUUAUCAACGGUAAAGUUGAGGAGAAAACUGCUGGUGAUGGGCCAAGCUUAGCUACAAUGUUUGAAGAUGACAGACACCUUCAGGGAAUUAUACAGAGUAUCAAGGAUGCCAUCUCAUCAGCAUUUGAUUCUGCCUGGCAGUAUGCCAGUACCUUUGAACCUUAUCGCCAGUUUUACCAGGAGAAUGAGAGUUUGGAUCUGGAUGCCAUCAGACAGGAAGAACAUGAUGUUACAUUCUUCUCUGAAUCAUUGGACAAAUACAACAGUGAGCACGAACAAGCAGUUGGCAUCCUGGAGCAAAGGCCAAUUGGCAUGAUCCUUGUUGACUGCAAGAAGCUUAAGGAAGUUCUAAUUCCAUCCCCCUUGAAGUGUUUGGAAGUUAUAAAUGACAUUUUACCCAAGUUGGCCAAGAAGAGAACUGAUACACUGAUGGAAUUCUGUCAAGAUGCCCAGUUUAAACUGGAAGCCAUUCCCAGCAGCACAGUAGAGUAUGUUGAAAGCCUCACAUUUCUUGACACCAUUCAAGAGAAAGUUGAUGACAUUGAACGAGAUGCCACUGUUGUCAAAGAGCUGUACGACUUGAUUGAGACAUAUAAAGUCCCAACACCACCUGAAGAUCUUGCUGUGUACCAGACUCUAAGACCAACUGUCACAGCUGUCCGUAAUGUCAUUGACAAGUCACUGGCUGAGAGGGAUGCCAAUAUUGACAAGAUGUGCACACAUAUUGAUAAAGAUAUUGUUACCCUGGGCAAAGAAGUUAAAGAAGUGAAACAAAAAGCACAGGACCCCAAGAUCUUAGACUCCAGCUCCCAGUCAGAUGACAUUAUCCAAUACCUUGGAGCUCUCUUAGAGAAAAUGGAAAACCUGAAUAAUCUGGCAUUCACUUUCAAGUCAUACCAAAAGAACUUUAAGGUACUGGUACUAAUCCAAAUCUUCUGCUGUGGACACUGUAUUUAGAUACUUGUAUGUUAAGUAAUAGCCAUCAUUGCCUUGUGAUAAUGUGACUUGGCAUUAGGCUAACUCUCUGAAUGUUUGAACAAGGUGUUUUCUUGCACUCAGUA
Messenger RNA from Orbicella faveolata, 3079 nucleotides. Its product is annotated as dynein axonemal heavy chain 6-like. Gene Ontology annotation, molecular function: dynein intermediate chain binding; ATP binding; minus-end-directed microtubule motor activity. Gene Ontology annotation, cellular component: dynein complex. NCBI's taxonomy places the organism in Eukaryota, Metazoa, Cnidaria, Anthozoa, Scleractinia, Merulinidae. The record is from RefSeq and is a predicted model, not a curated record. Gene Ontology annotation, biological process: microtubule-based movement.